AUGAAGUUUCAUCGGGAAGCUCUUUCCGUCGUCUGGGCGAGCUCGUUGGUGACAACGUUGCCGAGUGUGAUUGUCCCGGCACAGGCUUGGAUCCCCCACGCACAACGAGUGUCGAGACCUAUUGCGAGAGGAGUGUUGUCCGUCUCCUCUGGUACUAGCCGAGCUUAUUCCUGGUUGACAGCCACUGUUUUGGCGGACGACAACGUCUCUUCCUCGUCCAACGCCGAUGGUCGAAGCGGCACCACUCAGCCGGCACUUGGUCACGAAAUUGCGCAAGGCACCAUCGUCUCCGCUUUUCCGGGAGGUUUAACUGCUGUACACAUUGACGAUUCCUGGACUUCAACCGACGAGGCUGACGCCGUUCCCAGUAGUGUGGAGGCCGUGUCCGUCGCGACGCCCAAGGUAUCCAAACCGGUCACCGUUACGGCUGCUGGCGAUUUGCUGGGCAUGCACGUAGGCUUCCCCAAUGGUUCCGUCGGGGUGGUCGUUGCGCAUCGACCGCCAGUCGUUUUCGUCUACAACGAUGACGAUUUAGCUUCGAAAGAUGGACCCGUCAAGGUGUUUGAUAGCAGAGCCACCGUGACGCUUUCGGAACAAGCCAAAGUGGUCGACGUGUUUGGGCGUUACGCUGUAAAAGGAGAGGAAAGCAUCAGUAACGACCAAAAACUGGAGAAAGGCGCGAAAGAGCGGGUCAUGUUUGCUCCGAUUCCACAAGUCAAGGAUAUUGCACUCAUUAACACUCCCAUGCUGACGGGAAUUACCAUGGUCGACGCGUUGGCACCAAUUGGUCGCGGACAAAAUAUGCUCGUUAUUGGACACGACGUGCACGAUAUGCGUGGCUUGGCUACGGACUUUUUGCAAACGCAAUUGCGGGACAACGCCGGUGUCCAGUGCGUCUACGCGGCUAUUCAGGAUCCCAAGGAUGUCCAGCAGCGACUUCAAAGGGCGGGAUUGGAUGAUCAGGUGCACGUCGUGAUACCAACACUACGUGCCAAAGGCAAGGAUCCAGCGUCCAAGGCUGCCGAAGCUGUGGCCAUGGCAGGGACCGCCUGCGCAAUUGCCGAAAGUUACGCUCUGGACCAAGGCAAGCACGCCGUGGUUGUCAUCGACACCAUUGAUUUGCACAAGACGCUGUGGGACGCCACGACGAGGGUUCUGGUUGAUGUGUUUGGUGUCGACGCGGUGGUGGAAGGCGAUCGCAACGGUGCGGCUUCGUCCGAGAUGCGGGCCUUUUAUUCGUCUCUUAUCCAGCGUGCGGGGCAGUACAACCAACGGAGGGGCGGUGGCAGCGUCACGCUAGUGCUCCUGACGAGCAUACCCCCUGCGAAUGCCGACGAGACGACCGUCUUCGAGGAAACUGAAUUCGCCAGUUCGAACGACAAGGUGAAAACCCGGAUCCAGAUGCUCGUGAGCAAAAAAAUUCCGCUCACUGUUGCCAAUCUGCAAAAGAUCGGAAUUCCCAUCCCUUCAGCGUCGGAAGGUCAACGGCGACUGGUGCUCCAGCAUGUGGAUGAUUUGAUCAGCAUGUCGGAUGGUCAAAUUUGGUUUGACGAACGUUUACAGGCCGCGGGACAGUCUCCCCCCAUGGAUCCUCAACGCAGCGUUACGCGCAUCGGGAUUGGUGCCGAUACACCGUCCCGGGCUGACGCCCCCGCACUCCGACGAAUCGUGGAGAGGUUGCGUUUAGAUUUAUCCCAGGCAGCGUCCAUGGACGGAGCCGAUGUGACCAGCAAAGCGAGUCAAUCGCAAAUACGCAAGCAGCAGGCUUUGUUGUUGGCUAUGUACCAGCCGGCGGGGGCUGGCGGCCGGCGUUUGAGUGAAUCCUGUACGGCCGUCUUGGCGGCGUCGGAAGGAUAUUUGGACCAGGCGGUGGACCAUGGAGCCCUCGCGGGUACCCAGCAAGGAAGGGAUGUCGUGCAGGCUCUGUUGGAACACGUUAACGCGGUAUCACCCGCAACGAUGCGCGAAAUUGAUUCUAGUCUCGAUAUCAAUACCGAAACGCGGCGCGAUUUGACGGACGCGAUUGCGUCCCAUUUCUAG
Molecule: messenger RNA, 2040 nt
Organism: Phaeodactylum tricornutum CCAP 1055/1
Lineage: Eukaryota; Bacillariophyta; Bacillariophyceae; Surirellales; Neidiaceae
Exons: 1
Coding region: 1-2040 (679 amino acids)
Biological process (GO): proton motive force-driven ATP synthesis
Molecular function (GO): ATP binding; proton-transporting ATP synthase activity, rotational mechanism; ADP binding
Source: RefSeq, a predicted model, not a curated record